Lactuca virosa is the source of this 737-nucleotide messenger RNA. NCBI's taxonomy places the organism in Eukaryota, Viridiplantae, Streptophyta, Magnoliopsida, Asterales, Asteraceae. The record is from the annotation of a GenBank genome assembly.
AUGGUGGGACCAAGAAGGCCACAGUUCGUGUUAUUUGGUUCGUCAAUCGUUCAAGUAGCUUUGGUAAGCAAGGUUGGGGUGCGAUUCUCGCAGACAUUUACGCUGGAAAGGAAAGCUGUAGAAGUUUUGGAUCAAAUUUUUCGAAAGGAUGAAGCAAUACAACCAUCUUUGGUGAUAGUUUAUUUUGGAGUUGAAAACAUGAGAAAUAUUGCUAUCCAUCUCAAGAGCCUUUCAGAGAAGACACGCAUAAUAUUUCUUAUUGCUCCUCCUGUGAAUGAGGCUCAAAUUCUACAAGUUUUGGGUGUUGAGGAUCGAAAAAAUGAACAAUGCAAAAAAUACGCAGAUGCUUGUGUAAAAUUAAGCCAUGAGAUGAAGAUUAAAGCUAUUGAUCUUUGUACUGCAUUUAAGCAACAAGAUGAUUGGUUGACAACUUGCUUUACAGAUGGGAUACAUUUAUCUCCGGAUGGGAGCAAGAUUGUGGCAAAAGAGAUUUUGAAAGUUAUUAUGGAAGCUGACUGGAAACCGAGUUUGGAUUGGGAGUCUUUGCCUGUGGAAUUUGCAUAAUCCUGUCGGUUCUGAUGGCAGAUAAUCUGCCAUCACGACCGACAGACAGUAUGUUUGAUGAAGUUUGAGGUUGUAUGAGAAAAAGGGUUUGUAUAUUGUUGUUGGGUUAUCUUGUUUUAUUCCUUGGUAUGACGAUUUAUUGAAGUUAAAAAUCUCAAAAAAAAAUCAUAAAG